CAAGCUACUAUCCGAUCUUUUAUCGAAUAGAAUCUAAAACCGACGAUAUUUCGAUGUAAUACAAGAAGAGAUCGCGUGCAAGACAGACAACAUGGCUGCCUCCAUCCGAAACAGCGAAGAAGAAAUUCCAGCAAAAAAGAUCAAACUAACAAAUGAAGAAGGCCAAGAGGAUAACAGCGAUCUUCACACUUUUCGCGGUUUUCAGCUCAUCAAAGUCUUGAACGAAAAUGCUCAAGCCAAGACUGUUGCUGUGCAUGGUGAUAUGUGGGUGUACAACAUUUUAGAAAAGAAAGCUGAAGUGGAGCGUGUUGUGUUUGAAGACAGUGAUCCUGUGACAGGCUUUGUGUUGUUACCAGAUCUGAAAUGGAAUCAGAAGCAGAUGGAGAAUAUGUAUCUUGUGGCUAUUUGCCAUGCGAGAGGAAUCAAAUCUCUCAGAGAUCUCAGUCAGUCACAUCUCCCUCUCUUGAAGAACAUCCUGCUAAAAGGACAGGAAGCCAUUAAGGAAAAGUACGAUGUCCCUUCAGACCAGCUUCGGAUUUAUGUGCAUUAUCAACCCUCCUAUUAUCAUUUUCAUGUUCAUUUCACCCAUCUGAAGUACGAUGCUCCCGGCUGUGGUAUUGGCAGGGCUCACCUUCUACCAGAAGUGAUUGAUAACAUAGAGAACAUUGAUUCAGAGUAUUACGUCAAGAAAACCUUUUCGUGUCUCUUAAAAGAAAAUGACAAACUCUAUAAAAGGUUUCAGUCAGUAAAACAAGACAAAGCUAUUCAGGGUGAGGAUAAUUGAUCGUUUUUGUCAUAAAACAUGUACAUUGCUCUGUCAGCAUCAUCAUUUCUUCUCACACAAGUAGAUGCAUAAGGCCUCCACGCUGGUUGACUAUGCUCUUCUGUCCCUGGCUGCUGCCUUCGCUGCAUUCCAACUGCUCCAGUCUGCCGUGUCUUGCUCCUUUUCCGUGGUCCUAAAUUUAAAGAGAAACCGUUCUCAUCGCUUCCAGCUACUGACCGCCGCUUGCUUGCUAAAACACGGAUAAUACAAGCUAUAUUCUAAGUAUCAAUUAUUUUAAUUAACGACUUAAAUAAAAGUAAAGUUCAGUUAGGCUGAGCUAGUAAGGCCGAAACAUGCGCGCGCGGUAUUACAAAAGUUUAGUCAAAGCUGUUGACGUGCUCUUGAAAUUUACUGACCCACCCCCGAAUGGUUUGUCUUUGUUUUCCCAAGUAGGUUACCCUUAGGGAAAAUAUGCAUCAGUGACAAUUUGCCGACUAAAUCCGAUAUGACCCGAGUAUAAUUUCGUGAAACCGGACGAAAAAUCCCUAAGGAACAGACAACAAAAGGCUCAUUGUCUUAAAAAAAUUAAACAUAAACAAUAGGCAAAGCUUGAUACGCUUGGGGGAUAUUCUUCAGUCCGGGGGACUCUAAACUAAACUCUGAUGGCCUUAGUUUUCGCUGAAUGUGACAGAGCAAAACUUUCUAAACACUCACUUUUGAGCUUCUGGGCCGAAAAAUAGCCCCACUUCACUUAAAGACUGAAAGAGUAGCCGAGACCGUCUUGCGCAAAUCGUGAUUUACACCAACUUCGGUUCGGUUUCCCGGAACUUGGGGGAUAUAUUGCAUAUCCGCGGGCUCUAAACUAACUCCUGACGGCCUUGGUUUUCAGUGAAAUGGACAAAGGAAAGCUUUUUGAACACUCUCUUUGUAGCUUCUGGGCCG
Messenger RNA from Orbicella faveolata, 1705 nucleotides. Its product is annotated as m7GpppX diphosphatase-like. Lineage: Eukaryota; Metazoa; Cnidaria; Anthozoa; Scleractinia; Merulinidae. The record is from RefSeq and is a predicted model, not a curated record. Gene Ontology annotation, biological process: deadenylation-dependent decapping of nuclear-transcribed mRNA. Gene Ontology annotation, molecular function: hydrolase activity; RNA 7-methylguanosine cap binding. Gene Ontology annotation, cellular component: nucleus; P-body.